This is a messenger RNA of Helobdella robusta, 1128 nucleotides long. RefSeq lists its product as hypothetical. NCBI's taxonomy places the organism in Eukaryota, Metazoa, Annelida, Clitellata, Rhynchobdellida, Glossiphoniidae. The transcript has 7 exons. The record is from RefSeq and is a predicted model, not a curated record. Gene Ontology annotation, biological process: motor neuron axon guidance. The annotation marks the transcript as partial.
GGCUAUUCGCAUGUCAUCCACGUUCAUAUGACGGGGAAGGUGGUGCCGAGUCACUUAAUAUUCGUCAGGUUGCACAUUCAAAUAGAAGGCGUCGAUCACGAACGAAUAUUCGAAUCGGAUCGCAUGCUUCGAUACGUAUUCGCUUGGGAACCGAAAAACGUGUACAAGCAGACGGUAUUCGGUAUCGUCGAUGCAGUCGUUCUGAUUGGCUACGAGUACCGGAAUUGUGGCAGGAUAUUUUGGGAGAAGAGGACAGUGAGGAUGAGCGGGUCCGAGAUGUCCUCAUCAGGAAUGGGACUGUUCAACCUACACAUGCACCAUGCUUACAAUUACCGGGAUGGUAUUUUGCACAAAGGCGAUGGCAGCAUAAUGUACCUUAAGGGUCUUCUCUACCAGCUGAACACAGUUGUAGGAACCGGCAAAACUCGCAGACCAGACUGCAACGACUGCAGUGGUGAUGUGCACAAUGCAAAACUGUUCGCGCCCGUCAGCCUGGCCAGUGCCAGAGAUGGCAGCCUGGUGAUUGGAGACUACAACUUCAUACGGCUCUUCAAUGCUAACAGAGAUGCAAUCAACAAUAUACUGCAGCUAGACCCGCAGGAAUUUUCCCACAAAUAUCACAUGACCAUAAGUCCUGUGGACGGAUUGCUGUACGUAAGUGAUGCCAUCAACCUCAAGGUCAUCCGGGUGAAACACAUGGCGAGGUCAGAUCAUCUGAAAGAUAAUUUUGAAUACGUUGUUGGAACUGGAGAACAGUGCUAUCCAGGUGAUGCCGACAACUGUGGAGAUGGAAAGCUGGCCAAAUAUGCCAAGUUGUCUUAUCCUAAAGGUCUAGCCAUUGACAGGGACAACAUAUUGUACAUAGCUGAUGGGGCCUUCGUUCGGUACGUCGAUACACUGAACAAGAUCCACACGCUCAUCGGGUCGAACAAAUUCCCGGAACUGUGGAGUCCAUUCCCAUGUUCCGGAGCUCUUCCCGUAGAUAAGGUUAAACUACAAUGGCCCACAGAGCUCUCGAUCAAUCCGUUGGAUAACUCGCUGCAUAUCUUGGAUAACAAUCUCGUGUUUAAGUUGACGCACAAUAAUCAGGUGAGUUUCGACAAUGACGAUGACGAUAUUAAUGAGUGA